AUGAAACAGUGUGUGAGUAGUGUGUUAGAUUAUAAGUGUGAUCAAGCUACUAUUUCAGAUGUAUUAGGACAGUUAUUGGUGAAUAAGGUUUGUUCGAGCGAUGAGGUACUACCGAUAAUCAAAAACGUCAUACCAAUCUAUCCCUCGCUAAACAGGGAGUCAAAAUCACAAUUGCUACGCCUAUGUAGCUAUAACUACAAUUUCAUAACACAGAUGUCAGAAUAUGCUAAAGAGUUGGGUGAGAAAGCUGAAUCAGCUAUUUACCAAGAUGUUGUAAUAGACGUAUUGAAACUAGAAAAAGGCAGUUUGUUCAAUUACGUUUCUGUUGUCUCCAGAUCAGAAGCCCCAUUUCUCAAAUCAGGACUAUUCGGUAGUAAAAUUUUCAAUGCUCUCAGCUCCCGUAUCUCUAUUGUUGAUUAUUUGGGGUACAUGCAGACGCAAUGGGAGUAUCUAUUCUUACAUACCCAUCAGUACGAAAGACUACAUCUUGAGCUAUUCCUCACUUGUUUGCAACUAAAUGUACCUUUAGGUAUUGACAUUUUUAUCGAAAGUGUUAUUCUUCAUAGCCAUGCUUUAUGGAAUGCAUUUCUUGAGAUGUUCUCGAAGGGAAGUUCUAUCCAUCAAAGACGACUAUUCAUCCAUCACUUAGUUCCUUAUUUCAAUAAAAUAAUAGACGCCAGAUCAUGUUCAGUGGCAUUCACACUCCUCUCUCAGAUUCCAUUUACACUACCAGUUUAUUCACAAUGUUUCAACUGGUCGAACGUAUACUUCAAGAUCGCUUAUCUGGGAGCACUCUCUGAUACUCAACGUGUCCAAUUAUUCAAAGAAAUUUUGCCAUAUUUUGAGCAAAUUGAUAGUUAUUCGGACGAUAUGGUGGCAGAGAUGUUAGUUUUGUUGCUGAAUCAUUUGUCUGAGGAUUCAAGGGAUGAACUAUAUAGAGACCCGCUAUCGUUGAGUUUUGUUACCAAGAGACUACAUUCUGAGGAGCGCCUUGUAAGAGAAAGGACGAUGUUCGUUGCUAAACUUUUAACCAAUAAUAAAUUAGAGUAUGAUAGUGACUUUACCAUAGAUGUACCGAACAUCAAGUUGGAGAAACAAGCGAAUGUCACGCUACCUAUAUCUAUAGACAAUAUUCCUACUGAAAAAGUGAACUCAACUGCUCAGCGGGAUCUAAUCAAGCAAGUAAAAACGAUAUCCUUGCAGGAUAGUGAUGACGAAGAUGAUGAAGAUGAUGAAGAUGAUGAUCAAUAUUUUAGGGAUAUACUCUUCUUGAAAGAUCUCGUUAUUGAAUUUGAUAAAGCAGAAAAGGAUGAUACUUCCGAAUUGAAACUAUUGAAAAAUACAGUGAAGCUAGUUCGACAAAAGAAGGAUUUUCCUACAGAAGUUGCAUUUUAUUCCACACAACUUCUCAAAAGUAUUACAACAUUAGCAAAUAAAUUUGAUGAACCUGCUUUUGAAGAAUGGAAAACCAAUGCUUUAGUCAGUAUAAUAGUAGUUUGCCCUGAUAAAAUCACAGUUCUAUAUGAGAUACUUUUCAGUGCAGAACUAUCUUUACAGCAGAGAAUGGUCAUAUUAACAGCUGCGUCACUUGCAGCACGAGAACUUCGUGGGUUUAAUGAUGACUUCGUUCUCAAACCCGUAUAUGAUUUCCCGACUAAAAGGUUGCCUUGGGAUACGGAAUCUAGGUCGGAGAAACUAAAUGAGCAAGGAAAGAUUCAAGAUGUAUCCGAUAUCAAAAAUUUGGGUACUGUGUGGAGAUCUAAGCGGUUGGAUAUCGAAAAGAGUAGAUUAAACUCUACGCAAAAUAUCAAUAAAUUCAGAAAAUACGCAACUAAGUUCUUCUAUCCUCUAGCACAUGCAUGGUUGAAUGGAAUCGAUCUCGGAAGUUUUGAUAAGCUUUUUAAAAUGCACUACUUAAGCGUACUAAGAAUGAUAAUAACAUGUGCAAACCCGCAUUUUGAAUUCGAAACAAUGCAAACUUUAAUGGAGGAGGUCUUGAAAGAUGCUAUAAAACAACAGAUUCCAAUAUCCUGA
Molecule: messenger RNA, 2034 nt
Organism: Kluyveromyces marxianus DMKU3-1042
Lineage: Eukaryota; Fungi; Ascomycota; Saccharomycetes; Saccharomycetales; Saccharomycetaceae
Gene: TEL2
Product: Tel2p
Exons: 1
Coding region: 1-2034 (677 amino acids)
Biological process (GO): telomere maintenance via telomerase; protein stabilization
Cellular component (GO): cytosol
Molecular function (GO): telomeric repeat DNA binding; Hsp90 protein binding
Source: RefSeq, a predicted model, not a curated record